Molecule: messenger RNA, 729 nt
Organism: Chenopodium quinoa (quinoa)
Lineage: Eukaryota; Viridiplantae; Streptophyta; Magnoliopsida; Caryophyllales; Amaranthaceae
Product: 30S ribosomal protein S31, mitochondrial-like
Exons: 1
Coding region: 246-527 (93 amino acids)
Biological process (GO): plastid translation
Cellular component (GO): plastid; ribosome
Source: RefSeq, a predicted model, not a curated record
UUUUUCAAUGAAAAGAAAAAAAAAAUUCAUUGGGUCAAUUGGGUGAAUGCUAACAUGGGCUUAGUUUCAAAACCUUAGGGCAAAAUUGAACCCAAAUGAAGUUCAAAGCCUCAAAUCCAACACAACCGAUUUCAAUCUUCAAUCUUAAUUAUAAAAAAAAAAAAAAAAUAUUCAAUCAAAAUUCCUAAAACCCCAAAAUCCGAUUGAAAACCCCAUUUGUAAAUCCCAUCAAAAAUCGGGCAAAAAUGGCGAUGAAGCAGUUAUGCAGCUCAAUUGCGAGAAGAAUAAUGUCAACCCAUCAAAUUCCAGCUUCCCCAAUUUCUUCAUAUUCAUCAAUGGCGUCUUCUUCAUCAAUACCAGAGGCAAUAGUGUGCGGAAGAGGUGACAAGAAGACGAAGAGAGGAAAGAGAUUCAAGGGUUCUUAUGGUAAUUCCAGACCCAAGAAGAAAGAUAUGAUUCAGAGGUUUAAAGACAAACUUGAAGUUCCCAGUAACACUCCUUGGCCUCUUCCUUUCAAAGUUAUCUAAUUUUGUUAUUUUUCAUGUUAGUUCAGCUGAUAUUUGCUGAUUAUAGAUGUUGAUUUAAUAAUAUGUUACUAUGUUUGAAUUUGGGUUGUUGUGAAUUUUUUUUAUUUUGGAUCAAUGGUGAUGAAUUUUUGUGCUUGGUAUUUAAAAUACAGGUAUUUAUGUUAUGAUAUGGUAGUUGUUAAUGUGAGUUUGUUUGGUUUUA